Danio aesculapii is the source of this 3441-nucleotide messenger RNA. Its product is annotated as transmembrane channel-like protein 3. Lineage: Eukaryota; Metazoa; Chordata; Actinopteri; Cypriniformes; Danionidae. The transcript has 15 exons. Gene Ontology annotation, molecular function: mechanosensitive monoatomic ion channel activity. The coding region runs from base 38 to 2413 and encodes 791 amino acids. The record is from RefSeq and is a predicted model, not a curated record. Gene Ontology annotation, cellular component: plasma membrane.
GCUGUCUGAACACUGCAGAAAGUUUUAACACUGGGAAAUGGCUGAACCAGCUACUAUAACCAGACCACUCAUAUCCUCCAAGAGGCACAAGAGCAUCCGAAAGAAUUCCAGGAGGAUUUAUUCCCCAUAUCAUGAUGAUAAUGGGCCGUCUGAUGACGAGGAUAAAGACGGAGAGCGAGUGGACAGUAAUGAUCCAGAGGAGAUGUUCCAGAACAUUCAGUUUCAGAAAGAAAUCAUCGCCAACAUCCGGAUCAAACCCUGGCCAAUAAGACGCAAGCUAAAAGUGCUCAAGCAAGCCAGAGAGAUUGUUCUGAAGUAUGAAGGCAGAUUGACCAGGACUCGUGGUUACCAGGCUGCUGGUGCAGAUUUGCUGAAGAAGAUUUCAAGAGUCCUAUACAACAUUGUUGUUUUAUUCAUUCCCUGGGAGAUGAGGAUUAAAAAGAUUGAAAGUCACUUUGGGUCAGGAGUGGCUUCUUACUUCAUAUUCCUGCGAUGGCUGUUUGGGAUCAAUAUAGUUCUCACUAUUAUGACUGGAGCCUUUAUUGUCCUUCCUGAGCUACUGGCCGGGGCUCCAUUUGGCACAACCCGGAGCAAAACCAUUCCUAAAGAGCACUUUGCCUCCGCACAAGACCUGGACACCAUCUGGUCGCUUGGGCCAGAAUAUGGAGAAUUCAAAAUAGCCGAAAACGUUCUUCAUCUGAUAUACAACCAAGGAAUGAUAUGGAUGGGAGCAUUUUUUUCGCCCUGCCUGCCUGCAUUUAACGUCCUGAAGCUCAUUGGUUUGAUGUACCUGCGGAGCUGGGCUGUGCUGACCUGUAAUGUUCCCCAUCAGCAGGUCUUCAAGGCCUCCAGAUCAAAUAACUUCUACCUGGCGAUGCUUCUGUUCAUGCUGUUCCUGUGUAUGUUACCCACCAUUUUUGCCAUUGUGAGAUACCGGCCGUCUCAGUACUGUGGACCUUUCAGUGGACAGGAGAAGAUUUACGACAUCAUCUCUGAAACCAUUGCCAAUGACUUCCCUCUGUGGUUCAGCAAAGUGAUGAGUUACGUCACCAGUCCUGUGGUUGUGCUGCCUGCUUUACUGCUACUCUUUAUGCUGAUCUACUACCUUCAGUCCAUCGCUAGAUCCCUCAAGUUCACCAACAGCCAGCUGAGACUGCAGCUGCAGACCGAGCGCACGGACGACAAGAAGAAAGUGUUUCAGCUAGCUGCAGCUCGUCUGCAGGCACCUGAGGGUGGGGAUAAAAACCCAGAACAAGAGAGCGACAUAACAAGUGUCGAGUCGUCGGCCCGCUCUGCCUCUCCUCCACGCCGUAAUGGCAGCGUCUCCAACUUCGAAUCUCCCAUCCGGCCGGCGGACAGCAUCCAGACUAUAACCCAGUCGGCAUCACGGUCUGAUGUUCCCAGAGCUGCCAGAGCAUCCCGGAGUCCAUCAGUUCCUGUGCGGCAGAAACACAAAGUGGAGCACGCAGCCAGUAGUGCACACAGAAUGUACAGCAGCCCCUCAGUUCCCCAAAGACAAGUACGACAGAGACAAGUGGAGUUCAUACCCAUCAGGCAUUCUGGGUACAUGGGCAGCACCAGCGGUUCCAGCCGCUCCAAGUCCUACCACAACAUGGCCUACAAUCCAUGCACGCGAUAUACAGAAAACAUCCACUCUGAUCCACUGUUUCGGAAAACCCUCCGACCGAUGCACACCGAGCCCAGCGUGAUUACGGCUCAGAGUUACGUGGGGAGACGUGCGCACACAACACGCUACGUCAUCGUCAAUGAACACGAUGCUCGCAAGAUGAUCGUGCGCACCAAUAUGCGCAUACCUAGGCAUUACCGAUUACCGGACGAACCGGAGAUCGUGGAGCUGUAUCCUCGCAAUGUAAAAUGCUACAUUCCUCGGACUCCCCACCGAAGCCACCAGCCGCAUCUUAGUGAGGAGGUAGAGGAGGAUGAAGAAGAUCCCAAGACCAGCACAAGGAGGGGAUCAAGCCGUCCGAAGUCCCUGUCGGACAUCCGUCAGACUCCACGAUUCUACAUUGGUGAUAAUGUAAACAGUCAAUUGUCAAUGGAGCAUGGUAUAUAUGGUGAUGAAGAGGAAUAUGACCAAGAAGACGAUUGGGUAAACGUGCAUCCUUGCUCUCAAACUAGCCUCCGAGGCCCAGAGUCGACUCACAGAUAUGGUGAACACUACGUCAAGCCUAAGACCAAGCAUAAAGUGGAGCCAUCGCUGACCGAGUCAGAUUCGGCAUCAUUGGCAUCAAGCAGCGACCAACAAAACAGCAGCACAGACCAGUACAUUCAGGUCAUUCACAACAAAGAGAAGUACCUGAAGCCCAGCGCAAAGAUGACCAAAAAGAAAGCCAAAAACAGUGUUACACUUAAUGUGCCUGAUGGUAACGAUCUUGUCUGCUCCAAUGUUUAAAGUGGAAAAAUGGUGAGAGAUAAUGACUCGGUCUGGGAAAUCUAAUGAACAGUCUGAUAUACAAUCCUGAUUUAUGGCCAGUUUAUACUUCUAUGUCAAGUCCAGGCAGUAGGUUUGGUGUAGUAUAAUCAAGUCCCCUCCGGAACCGGGUCACUAUUAGAAGGAAUACAGCUACGGUCAGAAGUUAACAAGAAUUAGGAAUUAAAUCCAGGUCAUGCACAACAAAGUGAAGUGCCUAAAGCGCAGUUCAAAUAUGGCCAAAAAGAAAGCCAAGUACAGUGUUAAACUCAAUGUUUGACGGUAAUGAUCUUGUCUGCUCCAAUGUUUAGAGUAGAAAAACGUUUAGCGAUAAUGACUCUGUUUGGGAAAUCUAAUGAACUGAAAGCUUGAUAUAGAGUCAGUUUAUACUUCUCUGUUGUGGUCAUGCAGAAUGGCCGGUUGAUGACAAAUCGAGUCCCUCCUGAUCGGGGUUGUUGUUAGAAGGGAUACAGCCUCAGACAGAAGUUUAUAAGAAUUAGGAAUCAAAUGCAGGUCAAUCACAACAAAGAGAAGUACCUGAAGCCCAGUGCAAAGGCGGCCAAAAAGAAAGCCAAGAACAGUGUUAAACUCAAUGUCUGAUGGUAACGAUCUUGUCUGCUCCAAUGUUUAGAGUGGGAAAAACCGUGAGAGAUAAUGACUCUGUUUGGGAAAUCUAAUGAACUGAAAGCUUGGUAUAGAGCCAAUUUAUACUUAUUAGUCGAGUCCAGGCAGUAGGUUUGGGGUGAUGACAAAUCGAGUACCUCCUGGUAUAGAGUUGUUGCAAAAGGUAUACAGCCGCGGACAGAAGUUUACAAGAAUUGGGAAUUAAAUACAGGUCAUUGACAACAAAGAGAGGCACCUGAAGCCAAGCGCAAAGGUGGCCAAAAAGAAAGCUAAGAACAUUGUUAAACUCAAUGUGUCUGAUGGUAACGAUCUUGUCUGCUUCGAUGUUUAUAGUGGAAAAACAAUAAGCGAUAAUGACUCUGUUUGGGAAAUCUAACGAACUGUCU